AAACCAAACACGUUUUAGAAAUUAGAACCAGACAUCCGCAAAAACUAAAAAGUGAUUCUCAAGAAUAAACAAACGCCACUUUUCAUUGAACGCAUUCCAGAUCUCGCUUUUCAGUUGUUCCAUUCGUGGGCAAAACACAAGUUCCAUCGCCACCGCCUCAACUUCAACCCGGAGCGGUUCCGAUUGCUUCGUCCCUUCGAGAACUUACUCUGAAGAAGUUGUGAACUGAAUCGCUGGGCACGAAGAACAUAAUGAAAUGGGAGUCCAAAGGCUAUCUGGGAUGCAGAAGCAAGUGCUCAGCUUAUACAGAGGGUUUCUGCGUGCAGCGCGCUCUAAAUCUGAAGAGGAACGCCGCAACAUGGAGUCCAUAGUAUCGCAAGAGUUUCGCCGCAAUUCCAAGGAAGUGGAUAGGAAGAAUUUUCUCUACAUAGAGUACUUGCUUCGCCGUGGUACAAGGCAGCUUGAUCAGCUGAAGAAUCCUGGUACCACUGGGUUAUCUUCAUUGCAAGUUGAUUUGUCUAAAUUCAAUUAGGAUGAUGAACCUUCUAAGGGUUAAAAACGGUUUUCAUUUAGAAAUUCAUUCAACAUUGAGAUGCUUGUCUUUUUUGCUAUAUAGGAAAGAAAAAAUAAGAGUCGCAAACCGUGGACUCACGUUUGACUAUGUAUUUUAAUUUUUAAGAACAAGAAGCUUCUUGUUUAUUAAGGUCAAUUGUCUGCCUCUCCUUGCAUUCAAAAAGAAGCCAAUGAAUUGCUGCAUACAAAAACAAGUGUGUAUCACUGUAUUGUAUGAUACUUGGUUUCUAUGAUAA
This is a messenger RNA of Lotus japonicus, 809 nucleotides long. Its product is annotated as succinate dehydrogenase assembly factor 1, mitochondrial. The transcript is spliced from 2 exons. Gene Ontology annotation, cellular component: mitochondrion. The record is from RefSeq and is a predicted model, not a curated record. Gene Ontology annotation, biological process: mitochondrial respiratory chain complex II assembly. NCBI's taxonomy places the organism in Eukaryota, Viridiplantae, Streptophyta, Magnoliopsida, Fabales, Fabaceae. The coding region runs from base 257 to 532 and encodes 91 amino acids.